Messenger RNA from Rhagoletis pomonella (apple maggot), 2583 nucleotides. RefSeq lists its product as uncharacterized. The coding region runs from base 1 to 2583 and encodes 860 amino acids. The transcript is spliced from 3 exons. Gene Ontology annotation, molecular function: nucleic acid binding. The record is from RefSeq and is a predicted model, not a curated record. Gene Ontology annotation, biological process: DNA integration. NCBI's taxonomy places the organism in Eukaryota, Metazoa, Arthropoda, Insecta, Diptera, Tephritidae.
AUGCCCUUUGGCCUGUGCAACGGUCCACAAACAAUGAGUCGGCUGAUGGAUAAGGCUAUUCCUUCACGGUUACGAGAGAACGUCUUCGUCUACCUGGAUGGUCGGAUGGUGUGCAGCUCCAACUUCGAAGAUCAUUUGGAAUUGCUGAAGGAAGUGGCGAAAUGCUUGCGGGAUGCGGGACUCACUAUCAACAUACAGCAAAAUCAGAGAAGCAGUCAAAUUGAAAAUUUAAUUAGUAAAUACUCGAAUGUGUUUUCGACCACUACCGGAAAAAUUAAAGACUUGCAAGCUCGUUUGUACCUAAAACCUAAUGCAGCGCCGAAGUUUGUGAAGCACCGAAGAGUUCCUUUUCCGUUAAUGGAAGCAGUGGAGAAGCAAUUGGAUGCACAAGUAGCAGAAGGUCUUCUUAAGAAGGUUGAAACCAGCGAAUGGGCUACGCCAAUUGUCGUGGUGCGGAAAAAGGGUGGUGGAGUCCGAAUAUGCGGGGACUAUAAAGUUACGCUGAACCCGGUUUUAUUGGUCGAUGAACACCCACUACCAACAGUAGAUGAGCUGUUUAGCAAAAUGGCAGGUGGCGUACGGUUUUCGAAAAUCGACUUGGAAACAGCAUACCUUCAACUAGAGGUACAUCCAGACGAUAGGCACCUUCUUACGCUCAACACACACAGGGGAUUGUACCAACCAACUCGUAUGAUGUUCGGCAUCGUCAGUGCACCGGCAAAAUGGCAGCGAUUAAUGGAACAGGCUAUAGGAGAUAUUCCGGGAGUAUCGGUCUUUUUGGACGAUAUAAAGGUGACAGCGCCAGAAGAUGAUACACACAUACAACGUGUCGAGGAAGUACUUAAAAGGCUCGAUCACUACAACAUGCAUGUUAACUUGGAAAAAUCUCAAUUUUUGAAGGACAGUAUAGAAUACUGCGGGCAAUUUACGCUCGUUACAGAUAAUCGGGCGAUAUCACAAAUAUUUGCACCUGGUAGAGGCAUACCGAUAAAUUCAGCAACUCGUAUGCAGCAUUACGCGUUAUAUUUGGAACAGUUUGACUACAAAAUCGAAUGCAAGCGUUCGAAAGAGAAUGGGAACGCAGAUGCUCUUUUGCGGUUAUCCAAUGCAGCCACAUCCGAACAGGUGGAAGAAGUUUACGUGGUGGAAGAAGAGUUGUUCGAAAAUUUGCCGGUAACGGUAGCGGAACUUCAGCGUGAAACGAAAGCGAACGAAACAAUAAGACGACUUUAUGAGGGUUUGAAGUAUGGCAGAAAGUGCGAGGCAAAAGAUCGAUUUGGCAUCGAACAACACGAAUUUACUUUACAUAAUGACUGUAUACUGAGGGGAGUGCGCGUAUACAUUCCAAAUAAUCUACGACAAAGAGUACUGGACGAAUUGCACACGGCUCAUUUCGGUGUGGUCAGAAUGAAAAGUUUGGCCAGAGCCUACGUAUGGUGGUAUCAAAUGCAUAAGGACAUCGAGAUUGUGGUGCAAAAGUGCAUUGCAUGCCAAGUCACCCGACCAGACCCUAAAAGAACAAUGCCAGUACACAGUUGGAAAACACCCGGAAAAGUUUUUGAACGAGUACACGUAGAUUAUGCCGGUCCGGUAAUGGGUAAAUAUUUGUUUAUUUUAAUUGACGCAUUUAGCAAAUGGCCGGAAGUCCAUUUAGCUUCAAACAUGACCACCGAAACAACGGUUGAAAAAUGUCGCGAGAUAUUUGCGCAGUUUGGGGUACCAAAUGUCUUGGUAAGUGAUCACGGAAGACAGUUCAACUCGACCGAAUUUCAAAAAUUUUUGAAGAAAAAUGGAGUCAUCCAUAAGCAAGGAGCACCGUAUCACCCAGCAACAAACGGUCAAGCAGAACGUUAUGUACAAACGAUUAAGAAUAAACUUAUCGCAGCAAAUUACACACCAGAAUCGCUGAAAAGCGAGCUUUCAAAGAUACUUAUAGCUUACAGGCGAACCAUUCACCCAGUAACUAACAAAUCGCCAUCGAUGCUUAUGCUAGGGCGGCAUAUACAAACACGUUUGGAUUUACUUUUGCCGCAAAAUGAUCAAGCGAAAUUCGGUAAGACGCUACCAACAAAGAGGAUUGACAUAGGGGAAAGAGUAGCAGUACGCGAUUACCUGGCAAAGCCCAAAUGGAAAUUUGGAGUAGUUGAAGCAAAUAAAGGCGAUUUGCAUUAUAGUGUCAGACUCGACGACGGUCGAAAAUGGACGAGACAUAUCGACCAAAUGCGAAGAUCAAGAGUAUCAAUCGACGAUACGCCGGAAGAUUCUUCUAAAGCAACAGGAAUGCUAGCGGGAGGUCCAGUCAGCGAACAAAUGGGAAGAGCUCAGAAUCAUUCAUUAUCGUCACAUCAGACUCCAGAUGCGGUCACAAAUCACUCAUCGCAAUCAUCAUCUCAACCACAUCAACCUGUCGAGGCACCACCUGAAGAAACACUUCGUGGAAAGGGCGGAGAAGAGGCUAACAAAAACCUACAGUCAGACACAUCGCAAAAGCCGACAUCGACAACAACAACACUGGAAUCACCCGAGACCAUGCUGCGCCGUUCGCAAAGGCAACGUAAAAUACCAAAACGUUUAUUAUCAUAA